Messenger RNA from Puntigrus tetrazona (Sumatra barb), 3933 nucleotides. RefSeq names its product protein tyrosine phosphatase domain containing 1a (gene ptpdc1a). The record is from RefSeq and is a predicted model, not a curated record. The coding region runs from base 619 to 2871 and encodes 750 amino acids. NCBI's taxonomy places the organism in Eukaryota, Metazoa, Chordata, Actinopteri, Cypriniformes, Cyprinidae. The transcript is spliced from 9 exons. Gene Ontology annotation, molecular function: protein tyrosine/serine/threonine phosphatase activity. Gene Ontology annotation, biological process: protein dephosphorylation; cilium assembly.
UCGAAAAUCUUUUGUAAUCUUUCUCAAUCUAUUUAUAAAUGACUAAUUACAUAUCAAUUAGUCGGAUUAAGUACAGAGAUAAUUCAGCUCCUUCAAGUAGGUUAGGUGAGAAAGGACACUACUAGCCACGGUAACCAAAACGUUCCUAAGCCUCUGACGUACGAGGAAUCCACUUUUCUUUCAUGCAUCUUUAAUCUUUAAGAGUUACAUAAAAUCUUUGUAUUCAGCGGUGCAGAUGGAAUGCAUUAGUUGAAAAGGUGCAAUUCAAGUCUUAUUAUGUUGAAAUGCAUGCAGGAUUAUGCAACCAGAGCUACCUUUUUCAUUUCCAUAAAACACACCAUCCUGUUUCUCUUCCACCUGCGACAACACACACAAGCUUCUGCACAGCCUCCCACUGACUUCGGACUUGGUCACCAUGGAAACCCCCUUCAAGUGCAACUGAUGAACCGGUUGGAUUGUAUCGGUCUCUCAUGCCUCUUUUGUGCAGCUCGGUGAUUGUGUAGCAAUGAUUCACUGCUCUGGGGUCAGCGCUCGCUUUGCUCACGCUGUGCUAAAUGUAGUGUCAGCAGUACUUUAGACGGGAUACGGGCUUGCUCUUCCCUGGUAGACGAGAUCUACAUGGGUUUUCGAAAGACGCGCCGGCACUCGGCUUCAGAGAUCUUGCUGAAGAUCUUGAGGAGGAGCCGCAGCUCAGCCGUGGAAGUCUUGACUUCUUCUUCGCAAAGGGUCAUUAUGGCACUUAGCAUGUCCGAGGCACAGACUGACAUCGCAGACCAUGGAUUGAACGUCAGAGUGCCCACUGCAAAGUACACCAAGGUGGGCGAGACUUUGAGGCAUGUCAUCCCAGGACAUAUGCAGUGCUCCAUGGCAUGUGGUGGUCGAGCGUGCAAAUACGAAAACCCCUCUCGCUGGAGCGACAAAGAACAAGCCAUUAAAGGACUGUAUUCCUCCUGGAUAACUGAUAACCUGUUAGCCAUGGCUAGACCUUCGACUGAAAUCAUUGAAAAAUUCAACGUCAUUGAACAGUUUCAUGCGUGUGGCUUAAAGACAAUAAUCAACUUGCAGCGUCCAGGGGAACACGCCAGCUGCGGCAGCACUCUGGAGCCAGAGAGCGGUUUCACCUAUCGCCCAGAGGUUUUCAUGGAGGCAGGGGUUUAUUUUUACAACUUCGGCUGGAAGGACUACGGCGUGGCAUCUUUGACAACUAUCCUUGACAUGGUAAAGGUGAUGUCAUUUGCCAUGCAAGAGGGAAAAAUGUCUGUCCACUGCCAUGCUGGACUUGGCAGAACAGGUGUCUUAAUAGCAUGCUUCUUAGUAUUCACAUCCCGGAUGAGUGCAGAUCAGGCCAUUUUGUUUGUUAGAGCUAAACGUCCAAAUUCAAUCCAGACUCGUGGCCAACUGUUGUGUGUGCGAGAGUUUGCCCAGUUUCUUGUGCCACUGCGAAGUGUAUUCUCGUGUGCCGAGCCCAAAGCUCACACUGUCACGUUGUCUCAGUACCUGACUCGCCAGCGGCACCUGCUGCACGGCUAUGAAGCACGUCUGAUGAAGAACAUGCCAAAGAUCGUACACCUGGUCUGCAGGCUGCUACUGGACAUAGCAGAGAACCGGCAAACGGUGGAAGAGGAGGUGUUGGACAUCCCAGACCUCACAGAAGAAGUGGAGAAGACGGUCUCGCUGCAAGCCCUUCAGCAGUUAGGGAAGGAGAUGAGGGGGAAAGGGAUUCCCAUAUCCUCACCUCGCUCUCCAGACCAACCCAGUUUGCUUCUUAAAGAAAGCCAGUGUGAUCCGCCUCACGACCGGCCGCUCUGUAGCGACCAGGAGUUUGAUGUGCUUUGGAGAUGGCCGACGGUAGACAAUACCUACAAGCCUCAGCUCAUCUUGAGGAAAUGUUUUAGCUAUAGCGACUCCGCCUUGCACAAACUGGAUUCCAGCGUGCAGGUGCUGCAAAGUCCUCCGAAUGCUCUUGGCAGCAAAUCGGGGUUAAACUUUACUGAAGUUUAUGUGUCACAGAGCAGAUUAGCUACCCAAACCCCCGACCUUCCGCCAUCCUCUUUUACAUCCGAAAUCAACAACAGUCCCAAACAUGGCUCUUUAACCGGUUCCUGUAGCUCCCUGGUACAAUCCAAAAAAGUUGAAAGCCAAGCAUCCUGCUCUCCUGUCUCUGUAAAACGGGUACCUCUGAAGGAGGCAAAGCGCAGCAUGUCCUAUGGGUUUUUAGGUAGGACCAGUGACAGCAUGUUUUCAACGCGUCGAGGUGGCAGAAGUCACCACAGCCCUAACGACAACACAACCUCUGAUGACACACAGCAGUUGACAGAUGUUCCUACUCUGAUGCUUCAAAGUGAACUCCCACCUGAGACCCGUCGACUGUUUGUGGCCAAAGCUCUAACGAUGGACAUCGAUGGAGAAGACCUCAGGAGCACAGUCUCAAUGUGGCAGACAGAGCUGAACUCCCGUGAAGGUGCAUGGGAGAGGUUGUGCACCGAGAGAGAUCCUGUGGUGCUCUCCACGCUUAUGUGGUCUUGGCUAGAACAACUCAAGGAACCAAUCAUCACAGAAGAGGAUGUAGAGACUUUGGCUGGAAACAGAUUCAAUCCUCAACAUGCUCUGAGUUCACUGGACAAGGGACAAAAGCAAACCCUUCUGUGUAUUCUUGACUGUGUUGCUCAUUUGCUUAAAAUACCAGAAGAGGUUGAGAAUGCCUUUUUCGAACGCACAAUCAAAGCAUUCACUUGGAUUUCCUCAGAUUCAGAGAAAGGACAGUUAAUCUGUAAGACUCUGAAAGACGUCAUGAUCCCUGUCCUCAGUGACUUAAGAACAAAAGCAACGGAGGAGCUUGAGCUGACCUGCCACUGUUCCCAUGUACCCUGAUAAAGGUGGCGGGAAACUGAAAUCAGGAGUCUACUGUCAUUUUGUAAAGAAACAAACCCGAAGACACAAAAUAACAGAUAGUUUUUUUUCUGUUUAACUUCUCAUUUAAAAAAUGUCUUUUCAGAGAACAAUACUUACUGCCAUACAUGUAUGUGCCACAAGGUUUUGUUAGGCUAUUUUUCUAAUUUGUUUUUUCUUAAUAGUUUAUUUUUGAUACACAAUAUUUAUUAGCUAAACUAUUUAUUAAUACGUAUAUCAUGUAUUUAUUUUUAUGCUUUUGUUUGGCUCUAACUGAGGAUUCUCAUGAAAAUAUGUUUUGUCAUAUAACGCAGUUUGAGUAGUAUAAAGGUAGAUGUACUUCAUUAUUUACUAAACCAAAUAAUACCACUGUGCAACAUCUCAUUUUAAGAUACAAUCUAUAAUGUUUCUACUGAAUGAAGCAAAUUGACGGAUUUGCUGAUUCUUGCCUUUUUGCGAUUUGUAUUAUAGGUUUCAAAAACGUUUGUAUUUAAGGGACAAUAGAGGACAACUGAAUGCUUUCGUUCAUAAUGCAAUGCAGUUUUCAUUAAGAAUAUAGUUCAUCGUGGCCUCAGCAUAAUCUGAGAAUGUAUCGAUACAAUUCCUGCUCAAACGAAGCAAAAUAAUACUCUGUAGACAGGCUUUUGCAGGAUGCUUUUUUGGCAUUAUUUAUAACUAAGCUGCUUCUUUAACUUAAAACGAACACAUAUAAAGGAAUAUGUACUUGUUUGUCAGGUGGUGUUUUAGUACUAGAUAACUGUUGAAACUGACCUCAUUUGUCGACUAAAACGUUAUCAUUGUCUUUUUAAGUGUCAUGUAGCCAGCAGAAUACACGUUUAUUCAUUCAUGUUCGUAGAACUGUAACUUUUUUCUUGUCAGAUUUAAGAUUAUUGUGGAUAUUCCAAAGCACUGCGUUUCUUUUAUUUAUUACAUUUUCAUUCAACCCUGUAAAAUAAACAUUAUGAAUGUUUGUCUUGUUAACAUAAUAUUUCAACUUUGCCUUCAUUAAGCAAGUUUCUUUAUUAAACUAAUACAUUCUGUUUA